Messenger RNA from Asparagus officinalis (garden asparagus), 1447 nucleotides. Its product is annotated as dnaJ homolog subfamily B member 13-like. Bases 191 to 835 code for a protein of 214 amino acids. Gene Ontology annotation, cellular component: cytosol. The transcript is spliced from 3 exons. Gene Ontology annotation, molecular function: protein-folding chaperone binding. The record is from RefSeq and is a predicted model, not a curated record. NCBI's taxonomy places the organism in Eukaryota, Viridiplantae, Streptophyta, Magnoliopsida, Asparagales, Asparagaceae.
UCACUGUUGGUUCUUCCGGAACCUUCCAACCUCGCCUCGGACCCCCCCUUAACCAUCAGCAAAAUCUCAAUCCGCUCCCCAACCGUACAAACCCUCGGAAAAUAAAAAAUAAAAAAUAAAAAAUAAAACUCUUAAAUCGACGACAUCAAAACCCUAGAAAUCUCGGUUUCAGCUACAUCGAUCUUCAGUAAUGGGGGUGGACUACUACAAGCUCCUGCAAGUCGAUCGCAACGCCAAAGACGACGACCUCAAGAAAGCCUAUCGCAAGCUCGCCAUGAAGUGGCACCCCGACAAAAACCCUAACAACAAGAAAGAGGCCGAAGCCAAAUUCAAGCAGAUCUCCGAAGCCUACGAUGUUCUAAGCGAUCCGCAGAAGCGAGCGAUCUACGAUCAGUACGGCGAAGAGGGGCUGAAGGGCCAGGUUCCGCCGCCAUCUUCCGGUGGAUCGUCGUUCUUUCCCGGUGCCGGUGGUGGCGGGGCCGUGCCUAAUGUGUUCAGAUUCAACCCAAGGAGCGCGGAUGAUAUUUUUGCGGAGUUUUUCGGGUCAGCAAGCCCGUUUGGGGGGAUGGGAAUGAGGGGAGGAGGGUCGAGAUUUCCCGGAGGAGGGAUGUUUGGGGAAGAUAUGUUCGGGUCAAAUUUCGGUGGUGGAGGGGAGGGUUCGAUGCAUGUUCCUUCGCGGCCGCAGAAGGCGGCGCCGAUCGAGAACAGGCUGCCGUGUAGUUUGGAGGAUUUGUACAAGGGGACCACCAAGAAGAUGAAGAUUUCGAGGGAGAUUGCGGAUAUGAGUGGUUUGAUGUUUGUAUCAAGGUUUCAAGAGGCAGCUCCCCCCAGAUGAGAUUUUGGAGAUGCCAGCUGAUGCUUGACCCUGAAUUCGAGUUUGGGCAAGAAUCAAAUUAGAAAUGGUUUAGGAGAUGAAAGUCACUGAAUGCUAAAGCCAUCUGAAGCCCAUUAGCACAAAAUCAUUGUCUCCCUUAUCUUGAUCUGACAAUUGAUGUUAUGCCAUAAAAAUCAACAGCUGUGGAUGUGAAUUCUUCUUGUAUCUUUUGCUUUCUGGGUCUUAUUAUUUCUCGUUGUAUCUUAUUAAUACUGCCAGAAGGGAGAGGGGGGAUGACAUAUUGGAAGUACAGUUCAUGAUGCUAUAGAAUUAUGGCUUGCAGUGAUUCAUUCAUAUUCAUUGCCUUCCCAUUCUCAUUAUGGCUUGCAGUGAUUCAUUCAUAUUCAUUGCCUUGUCGCAACAUUUCUUCUCUGACUACACACGACAAACUCAUGGCAUGCAUUUUGCAGUUAAACCUAUUUCUGAAAAUCUAAUAGUGAUACGUGAAUUAUAUAUUCUUCUACAGCGAGCAUGCUUUCUAGCGACACGUUAUAACUUUUGAAUUGUUACUGUAUUUUUUUUCUUCUUUUGUAUUUUCCAUUUACUUCCAUUCUAUCUACAGCCUUAAACGUU